GGCGAGUGCGCGCGUGUGUCGCGGGGGCGCGGGCGGGGACCGCCAUAUUGGAUCCGGACUCGUCCGCGAGCCUCSGCUGCGUGCGGUGCCGACUGGAGCGGCCUGGCGGAGUCCCGGGCGCGAGCGCGAGAGGAGCGGGAAGGCGGGGGAGGCUGGGAGGGAAAGGAAGGGAGUGGUUGGGAGCCGGGCUGCGGCAGCCUCUGGUCUCCACACCAGCAGCACGGACCCCUCCUCCUGCGCCUUAGCCUCCUCCCUCCUCUCCAAGGAAAGAUGCCCUUAACCCAGGGGUGUGAAGAAGGGGGAGAAGUAGCCGCCGGAGCCGCUCGCGACGCCGCAGCUGCUGCCGUCCGUGUCCUUUGAAUCCAGAAGAGCACCCCCCUCGCCCASGGGCAUCGGGAGGUUCCGGCGCGGCGGCCGCGGUCCGGGUGCGGGGGACACCGGGCUCUCCGCCAGGCGCGGCGCGGCCCGGCCCGGCCCGCGAGCGACCACCGACAUGGAGCGGGCUCCGGCGGCCAAGUAGCCGCUGCUCCCGGAGCCCGGGUGGGAGAGCCGCCCGCAGCCCGCCUUCCUAAUCCCGGCCGUGCCGCCGGUCAGGCCCCUGGGAGAAGCCGGGAGAAAAAAAUGAAGAGUUUUCGCCGGAAUCASUUGGAAAUAGGACUAACUGCAAAGCCUUAAAAAGAAGGACCUCGGGAGGAGAAAGGAAAAGCCUCCUCCGGGCAAGACUUGGCUCGGCGCUGAGGAGAGCUGCUUCAGGGACCUCGCCCCCUCCCUUUCCCGCUGGAGAAAUUGUCGCUGAUGCAUUAUCCAAGUGGCGGUUGGGAGGAUUUGCAGCAGAAUUUUUGGUUUUCCCUCCCCCUUCUAUAUAUUCUGUUUUUUUUCCUCCCUUUUCUAUUUUCUUUCUUCYCGGGGAGUAAAUUGCUGAUGCAAAGGGGGACUUUAUUCAUUAAUGAUGCAACCGGAUUCGUUUCAGGAUUACGUUGCACGAGUUGAAUUUUGAAUGAAGGAGAAGAGUUUUUUUUUUUUUUUUAAGAAGUGUUGACUCUAGUUCGUUUAAUUAUUAUUUUAUUUAAAUAUACGAUUUAAUUGUAUUAUUCAUUUAAAAUGUAUUAAAUAUAUUUUAUGAUAACUUACCCUCCAAAUAUAUGUAUAUGGGUGUAAUUGAAGACGUUUCAGUUAAGUGAGGUUACUGGUGUAUUGGAUGUUUAAUUCAGCACCGGCAUUGCAUGACAGUUAUUGGAAUAACAAGUGGUUUAUUUCUGAAACCACACCUUUUAAAAUUUAGGUUCAAAUAGUAAAUAGUCAAACUUGUAAUAACAAUUUARAAGCAAAUCAACAGAAAUCGAAGCAAACAUGUCCGGAGAAGUGCGUUUGAGGCAAUUGGAGCAAUUUAUUUUGGAUGGGCCGGCUCAGACCAAUGGGCAGUGCUUCAGCGUGGAGACCUUACUGGAUAUACUCAUCUGCCUUUAUGAUGAAUGCAAUAAUUCUCCAUUGAGAAGAGAGAAGAACAUUCUUGAAUACCUAGAAUGGGCUAAACCAUUUACUUCUAAAGUGAAACAAAUGCGAUUACAUAGAGAAGACUUUGAAAUAUUAAAGGUGAUUGGUCGAGGAGCUUUUGGGGAGGUCGCUGUGGUAAAACUAAAAAAUGCAGAUAAGGUAUUUGCCAUGAAAAUUUUGAAUAAAUGGGAAAUGCUGAAAAGAGCUGAGACAGCAUGUUUUCGUGAAGAACGGGAUGUGUUAGUGAAUGGAGACAAUAAAUGGAUUACAACUUUGCACUAUGCUUUCCAGGAUGACAAUAACUUAUACCUGGUUAUGGAUUAUUAUGUUGGUGGGGAUUUGCUUACUCUGCUCAGCAAAUUUGAAGAUAGAUUGCCUGAAGAUAUGGCUCGAUUUUACUUGGCUGAGAUGGUGAUAGCAAUUGACUCAGUUCAUCAACUACAUUAUGUGCACAGAGACAUCAAACCUGACAAUAUAUUGAUGGAUAUGAAUGGACAUAUUCGGUUAGCAGAUUUUGGUUCUUGUCUGAAGCUGAUGGAAGAUGGAACGGUCCAGUCCUCAGUGGCAGUUGGGACCCCAGAUUACAUUUCUCCUGAAAUCCUUCAAGCAAUGGAAGAUGGAAAAGGCAGAUAUGGACCUGAGUGUGACUGGUGGUCUUUGGGGGUCUGUAUGUAUGAAAUGCUGUAUGGAGAAACACCAUUCUAUGCAGAAUCUCUGGUGGAGACAUAUGGGAAAAUUAUGAAUCACAAAGAGAGAUUUCAGUUUCCAGCCCAAGUGACUGAUGUAUCUGAAAAUGCUAAGGAUCUUAUUCGAAGACUUAUUUGUAGCAGAGAGCAUCGACUUGGUCAAAAUGGAAUAGAAGACUUUAAGAAACAUCCAUUUUUUAGUGGAAUUGAUUGGGAUAAUAUUAGAAACUGUGAAGCACCUUAUAUUCCAGAAGUUAGUAGCCCAACAGAUACAUCGAAUUUUGAUGUAGAUGAUGACUGUUUAAAAAAUUCUGAAACAAUGCCUCCACCAACACAUACUGCAUUUUCUGGUCAUCAUCUGCCAUUUGUUGGUUUUACUUAUACUAGUAGUUGUGUUCUUUCUGAUCGGAGCUGUUUAAGAGUCACAGCUGGUCCCACCUCACUGGAUCUCGAUGUUAAUGUCCAGAGGACUCUUGAUAACAACUUAGCAACAGAAGCUUAUGAGAGAAGAAUUAAGCGUCUUGAACAGGAAAAACUUGAACUUAGUAGAAAGCUUCAAGAGUCAACACAGACCGUCCAAGCUCUACAGUAUUCAACUGUUGAUGGUCCACUAACAGCAAGCAAGGAUUUAGAAAUAAAAACCUUAAAAGAAGAAAUUGAAAAGCUGAGGAAACAAGUAGAAGAGUCGAGUCAUUUGGAGCAGCAACUUGAAGAAGCUAAUUCUGUGAGGCGAGAAUUAGAUGAUGCUUUUAGACAAAUCAAGGCUUAUGAAAAACAAAUCAAAACUUUACAACAAGAAAGGGAAGAGCUAAAUAAGGAACUAGUCCAGGCUAGUGAGCGAUUAAAAAACCAAUCCAAAGAGCUGAAAGACGCACACUGUCAGAGGAAACUGGCCAUGCAGGAAUUUAUGGAGAUCAAUGAGCGGCUAACAGAAUUGCACACCCAAAAACAGAAACUUGCUCGCCAUGUCCGAGAUAAGGAAGAAGAGGUGGACCUGGUGAUGCAAAAAGUUGAAAGCUUAAGGCAAGAGCUGCGCAGAACAGAAAGAGCCAAAAAAGAGCUGGAAGUUCAUACUGACGCUCUAGUUGCUGAAGCAUCUAAAGACAGGAAACUGCGGGAGCAGAGCGAGCACUACUCUAAACAACUGGAGAAUGAAUUGGAAGGACUGAAGCAAAAGCAAAUUAGUUAUUCACCUGGAGUUUGCAGCAUAGAACAUCAGCAAGAGAUAAACAAACUAAAGACUGAUUUAGAAAAGAAAAGUAUCUUUUAUGAAGAAGAAUUAUCUAAAAGAGAAGGAAUACAUGCAAAUGAGAUUAAAAAUCUGAAGAAAGAACUGCAUGAUUCAGAAGGCCAGCAACUUGCUCUCAACAAAGAAAUUAUGGUUUUAAAAGACAAACUGGAAAAAACCAGGAGAGAAAGUCAAAGUGAGAGAGAAGAAUUUGAAAAUGAGUUUAAACAACAGUAUGAACGAGAAAAAGUGUUACUAACUGAAGAAAAUAAAAAGUUGACAAGUGAACUUGAUAAGCUUACUACUUUGUAUGAGAAUUUAAGUAUGCGCAACCAACAGUUAGAAGAAGAGGUGAAAGAUAUAGCAGACAAGAAAGAAUCAGUUGCACAUUGGGAAGCCCAAAUCACGGAAAUAAUUCAGUGGGUCAGUGAUGAAAAGGAUGCCCGAGGCUAUCUUCAGGCCUUAGCUUCUAAAAUGACUGAAGAAUUGGAAGCAUUAAGAAGUGCCAGCUUGGGUACACGAGCAACUGAUAUGCCCUGGAAAAUGCGUCGUUUUGCAAAACUGGAUAUGUCAGCUAGACUGGAAUUGCAGUCAGCUCUGGAUGCAGAAAUAAGAGCCAAACAGGCCAUCCAAGAAGAGCUGAAUAAAGUUAAAGCAGCUAACAUCAUAACAGAAUGUAAACUAAAAGAUUCAGAGAAGAAGAACUUGGAACUCCUAUCAGAAAUCGAACAACUGAUAAAGGACACUGAAGAGCUUAGAUCUGAAAAGGGUAUAGAGCACCAAGACUCACAGCAUUCUUUCUUGGCAUUUUUGAAUACGCCUACCGAUGCUCUGGAUCAAUUUGAAAUUGCAGACAGUGCUCCACUUCCAGUUCACACACCAACCUUAAGGAAAAAGGGAUGCCCUGGUUCAACUGGUUUUCCACCUAAGCGCAAGACUCACCAGUUUUUUGUAAAAUCAUUCACUAUUCCUACUAAAUGUCAUCAGUGUACCUCUUUGAUGGUGGGUUUGAUAAGACAGGGUUGCUCAUGUGAAGUGUGUGGAUUCUCAUGUCAUAUAACUUGUGUAAAUAAGGCUCCAACUGCUUGUCCAGUUCCCCCUGAGCAGACAAAAGGUCCCCUGGGUAUUGAUCCACAGAAAGGAAUAGGAACAGCAUAUGAAGGUCAUGUCAGGAUCCCUAAGCCAGCUGGAGUGAAGAAAGGAUGGCAGAGAGCACUUGCUGUGGUUUGUGACUUCAAACUUUUUCUGUACGAUAUUGCUGAAGGAAAAGCAUCUCAGCCCAGUGUUGUCAUUGGUCAAGUAAUUGACAUGAGAGAUGAAGAAUUUUCUGUGAGUUCAGUCUUGGCCUCUGAUGUUAUUCAUGCAAGUCGAAAAGAUAUACCCUGUAUAUUUAGAGUCACAGCUUCCCAGCUGUCAGCAUCCAAUAACAAGUGUUCAAUCCUGAUGCUAGCAGAUAGUGAGAAUGAGAAGAGUAAGUGGGUGGGAGUGCUGAGUGAAUUGCACAAGAUACUGAAGAAAAACAAAUUCAGAGACCGCUCAGUCUAUGUUCCCAAAGAGGCUUAUGAUAGCACUCUACCCCUCAUUAAAACAACCCAGGCAGCUGCAAUCAUAGAUCACGAAAGAAUAGCUUUAGGAAAUGAAGAAGGGUUAUUUGUUGUUCAUGUCACCAAAGAUGAAAUUAUCAGAGUUGGUGACAAUAAGAAGGUUCAUCAGAUUGAACUUAUUCCAAAUGAUCAGCUUGUUGCUGUGAUCUCAGGACGAAAUCGUCACGUACGACUUUUUCCUAUGUCAGCUUUGGACGGGCGAGAGACAGAUUUUUACAAGUUGGCAGAAACUAAGGGGUGUCAAACUAUAACUUCUGGAAAGAUGCGCCAUGGAGCUCUUACAUGCCUGUGUGUGGCUAUGAAAAGGCAGGUUCUCUGUUAUGAACUAUUUCAGAGCAAGACCCGUCACAGAAAAUUUAAAGAAAUUCAAGUCCCAUAUAAUGUCCAGUGGAUGGCAAUCUUCAGCGAACAGCUCUGUGUGGGAUUCCAGUCAGGAUUUCUAAAAUACCCCUUGAAUGGAGAAGGAAAUCCAUACAGUAUGCUCCAUUCAAAUGACCACACACUAUCAUUUAUUGCACAUCAACCAAUGGAUGCUAUCUGCGCAGUUGAGAUCUCCAGUAAAGAAUACCUGCUGUGUUUUAACAGCAUUGGGAUAUACACUGACUGCCAGGGCCGAAGAUCUAGACAACAGGAAUUGAUGUGGCCAGCAAAUCCUUCCUCUUGUUGUUACAAUGCACCAUAUCUCUCAGUGUAUAGUGAAAAUGCAGUUGAUAUCUUUGAUGUGAAUUCCAUGGAAUGGAUUCAGACUCUUCCUCUCAAAAAGGUUCGACCUUUAAACAGUGAAGGAUCUUUAAAUCUUUUAGGAUUGGAGACAGUUAGAUUGAUAUAUUUCAAAAAUAAGAUGGCAGAAGGGGAUGAACUGGUGGUUCCUGAAACAUCAGAUAAUAGUCGGAAACAAAUGGUUAGAAAUAUCAACAACAAACGACGUUACUCCUUCAGAGUCCCAGAAGAAGAAAGGAUGCAACAGAGGAGGGAGAUGCUGCGGGAUCCAGAGAUGAGAAAUAAAUUAAUUUCUAACCCAACUAAUUUUAACCACAUAGCCCACAUGGGACCUGGAGAUGGAAUACAGAUUCUAAAAGACCUACCUAUGAACCCUCGUCCUCAGGAAAGCCGAACAGUAUUCAGUGGCUCAGUCAGUAUUCCAUCAAUCACCAAAUCCCGCCCUGAGCCAGGUCGGUCCAUGAGUGCUAGCAGCGGCCUGUCAGCAAGGUCAUCUGCACAGAAUGGCAGCGCAUUGAAGAGGGAAUUCUCUGGAGGAAGCUACAAUUCAAAGCGGCAGCCCAUGCCUUCCCCGUCAGAGGGCUCUUUGUCUUCUGGAGGUAUGGACCAAGGAAGCGAUGCCCCAGCAAGGGAUUAUGACGGAGAGGACUCUGAUUCUCCAAGGCAUUCCACAGCUUCCAACAGUUCCAACCUGAGCAGCCCCCCAAGCCCAGUUUCACCCCGAAAGACCAAGAGCCUCUCUCUGGAGAGCACCGACCGUGGGAGCUGGGACCCGUGAGCCCAGGGUGGCCCUCACCCCAGCACCCCCUACUGCCUCUUCCCUCACUUGCAUCUCCUCCCUCCACCUCAGCCUGGAAUCCACCAGGAGCUGGCAGCAGUAGCAGGGUAGGGACUCAGCAGUUCUGAAGACACACCUGGCAGAUCAUGCUCCCUUACCUAACAGCCACAACAGGCAGGCUUCAGCAAGCAGCUGAGGUCAAUGUCGAUUCAUUCCGUACACUUAGAGUUGCUUUCAGUAACAUUUCACCCCUUCCCAAAAGGUAGCUGCAGUAGACUACACAAAUAUAAGUGAUAAGAGUAAGAUUAGACAGAUCUCAUUUUCACAAUAGCUCCUCAAAGUAGCCUCAGAUAGUACAUGGGAUUCUGCACGCCGGAGGGACAGUGUCCUUGGAAAGGUUGCUGAGCAAGCCAGUGUCAGUCCAGUUGUUGCCAGGAAAUCCUCACAGAUUAAAACAAUGCAUAUUUUACUACAAUACAGAGUUUAAAUAAAUACAUAAAUGUAGAAGUUAAAUACUGAAUGUACAUAGUCAAAAGAAGCAUCUUGUAUUCAAUGAAAGAUGGAUGCAUAUAUGAGAGAAAGAGAUCAUUUAAUUUAAAGCAAUGUGUUGUUUUUUGUCUGUUUCCCAGCUAAGUCAAGUACAGGGUAGAAAGGCCUCAAGCUGACAUUUGUGGAGGGAGAGUGGGAGAAAUCCCCAUCCUUGUGGUGCCCUGUCCUCAGGAGACUCUGGCUUUGUUGGUUUAUAGUAGAACCUGGACACCAGUGUUUUAACAUUUAAAGCCACUCAGUUUCAAAAAAAAAAAAAAAACACUCACCUCUACCCAAAACACUUCUUUUUCUAGCAAUAGUGUGAACCACACUUCUCACUUCUUACUACUAUAUUUUGCUAUCUGCUGCAGAUGAAUGUAGUAAUAUGAUUCUGUUACCAUGUGAUUCCUUCCAUCUGGACGGGCACAGGAAUUUCAUGGGUUUUGAAAGUCCAUAAAAAGUUCAUAGAAGUGCUGUGUUUCUGGGCAAAUCCAGUUCCCCCUAUAAGGGUAUGGUGAGGUGGUCUGGCCCAGGUAUGGAAAUGGCUUUCGAAGGAGGAGACUUGUUGAGGGUGGGUAACAGAGUCCUGGGAAAAAAGACUUACAGAUAAUAUGAAACCUCAAAAGCAAGGACUUGCUCAACCUCAACCAAAUACUCUUUCUCCUGUGUAGGCAAGAAUGAGUGAGGAAGCCAGUAUACAGGCAGGAAGCUGGCCCCGCAGGCCUUUCCACUGAAUUCUCCCUCAGUUGCUAUGUUAUUUUGUUACAUUUCUUUUUGAAUUCCUGCUGUUGUACUUGCCACUAGGAAAUGAAAUGAAGAACCAGAAGAAUUUAGUUCUACACAGUAAUUUCACCACUUAAGUAUAUGAGUAGAGAAAGAGAUAAAAAUAAAAAUAGCUCAUGGAAGCAAAGAAAAUCUGCCUCACUUUUACUUUUCACACAGGUUUCUGGGAGAAAUAGAAACAAUUUUCUCCUCCCUAUAAAAUUCAGCUAAAAUGAAGAAAAUUCUACAGUUGCCACUUGGGGGUGCCGUGGCCAUCUCAGCACAGGUACCUGGCACUUUUCAUCAGCAGAACCUGGGCCAACCUGCCACAGCCUGCUGCCCAGGCCGUGCUGUUUCUACGUGCACACUACUUUAUGGAGAAAGGGCUACUGAUAUUAAAUGAAAGAAGGGAUCCUUUGGGGGAAUUAGAUUGAAGUGCUUAAAACAAUUGCUUUGAUACUGAAACGUUCUAAAUUUGCUGCUGGCUCAGGUCUGAUUAUAUUUUAUUUUGAAUGGGCAUAAAUCACUGCUUUAGUUCUAAUCUUCCAAAUAUUUUUGCUUUUGGAAAAAGAAGUAUCUCAAGAAUGCUUCUGUUCAUCUAAUUAUCAAGGGUCAGACCCCAAAUGUGGUCAUUGCCAUUAUGUACUACUCUGGUAGCUGCUUAAACUUGACACUUUGCAUGAAAAGGAAUCAACUAGCCAGCCAAUUAUGACCACCAGCCCCCCACCUCUUCUCAUCCUCACUAAACAAUUAGUUUGUAGCUUUGACAACUAAUUAUGAGUUUUUGUUGCCUAUAUGUGCUUAUUUUUCAAAGGAUGCUUUUAGAAUCAAAACCUACCUGAACUUUAGGUUCCACUACCAUCAGUCCUACUACUCCUUAGCCUCCCAGCAGGGCAAAUGAGUAAGUGAGUGCCCUCAAAGACAAGCUCAUCUCAGCUGCCAGACUGAUGGGUAGCUGAUUCAUGGUAACCAGUGGCUUGCACCACAGCGCUGUGAAUUUCCCACUGUAAUCAUAAAUUGUCUCGAACCAUGAGAGAGGAGUCCCAAAUAUGCUUAGACUCAAAAGUCAGGACUUUGAGUGGAGUGGUUCUUUGCCAGGGGAGUAGUAGUUUUGGAGGAGAUUUUCCCAAGAUAAUGAUCAUCCUGGUAUGCUUAUCCCACCCUUAAAUAUGAAGCUUCUGAGAAGAAUGAUCUGAAAAGACCAGAAACAGGCUCCAGGAAAUGAAAAACAAAGAUCAUUCAGAGGUAUCCAUUAACAAAGAUCACAGGAAAGGUAUUUUGUUGCUAUCUGAAAUCGUCCUUUUUUUCAUGCAGGACAAUCUUAGAAAUGUGUAUGGCAACAAAUUAAUUUCUCCAUAAAAAACAAUGCAUUCAGAGGCAUUUCUGCAUAGUGUCUACAUGUUGGUGUUUGGUGCUACCCAUGUCCAGCCAGUGUGUUACUUAUCCUUAAGUUCUGGAAAAUCUUGUCCUGUGCUUUUUGGGUGUGCAAAAUUUUACAUAUACAUAUAUAUUUCUUUUGCCAAAAACAAAAGCCUUGCUCGUGAAAUGAUUGCUAAACCAGAUUUCACUUCUUUCAUAAUUAAAAUACACACACACACACGUAUACCUAUUACACCUACACUUAUCGACUUACAUUCUUUCCCAGGGAGCACAACUUUAAGGCUGUGAGAUACAACUAAAAAGGGCCCAUCUAUUUGAUUUUCCAGCCAAUUCUUGUAUCCAGGCUUCAGGGGAGAAUAUGAAAUUCCUGUUAUGUUUACAGCAACAAUCUCGUUCCCCACUGACUCUCAGCCUCCCUCUCCUUCCAUAUGAUUAGCAUCAUKUUAUGUUAUUUAGUGGCCACAUCUAUUUCUAAGAAAGAGCAAUUGGUUCGUUUGGAAUCUCAGGUAUCAUUAAGGAAAUGCCAGAGUGGGGGUGGACAGAUGACCGAACACCCAGGACCAUUCGCCAGCCUUGGCAGUGACCACAUACUAGUCUCCCAAUUCAGUGGGCCUGGCAGAGGCCACCACCCACUCCAGACAGAGAGACACUCGGAGCAGCCUGACGCUCCUGCUGUAAGUCACGCUUUGCUAUAGCCCAAGUCCAUUGGGCACAACAGGGAAUUAAUUGAGCACUUCCUUCCUCACCUUUCCCAAGCCCAGCCCCUGAAUUAGAUAAGCUUCAUGGCAUUUCAUUGAAAGCCUCUUUCCUUGUUAUGACCUUCAUUGUUCCUCAAAUCCAGAGUUCUUUGUUGAGUCCUGCUGGAUAAGGAGGGCCCUGCUUCAGGGGAGCACUGUCUUCCGCCAGCACCAGCAGCAGGCCAACUGCUUCUCUACCACCCCAAGGACGACCAUUACACAAGAGGCCACCACUGCAUUUGCAGAGCGGACUGACCACCACGAAUCAACCUUGAUGUCUCAUGAAAGCAAAAUGACCUGCCUUUUUAUUUGAUAGGAUAAUAUCAUUUAUUUUAUAAAGUUUUAGGGUUUUUUUCCUCAUUGUAAUAUUAUUGUACAGUUUUGCAUGGCCUAGGUGUAAUCAUUUUUGUUUAGAAUAUAAUGCUGACUGAUAUGUGUGUAUGGAAGGGGAAAAGAUAUUGCUUUCACCUCUUAUCACUUCUUUUGUUUGUUUUUAUGCCCCCAAUGUCUUAGGGAACUUUAUAAGAGAUUAUCUGCUACCAAACAAUGAUGUGGGUUCUUUUGCACAGAAAUAUUUAAGGUGGGAUAGUCAAAAAUGUUAACAAAAGACUUCUCACGAAUAUUUUAUGUUGGUAUCACUUAAUAUUAACCAGACUUUGAUGUACUGCAAUAAAA
Molecule: messenger RNA, 10592 nt
Organism: Urocitellus parryii (Arctic ground squirrel)
Lineage: Eukaryota; Metazoa; Chordata; Mammalia; Rodentia; Sciuridae
Gene: Cdc42bpa
Product: CDC42 binding protein kinase alpha
Biological process (GO): actomyosin structure organization; peptidyl-threonine phosphorylation
Cellular component (GO): cytoskeleton; cytoplasm; actomyosin
Molecular function (GO): protein serine/threonine kinase activity; ATP binding
Source: RefSeq, a predicted model, not a curated record